Cynara cardunculus var. scolymus (artichoke) is the source of this 1876-nucleotide messenger RNA. Its product is annotated as protein HOTHEAD-like. The transcript has 4 exons. Gene Ontology annotation, molecular function: flavin adenine dinucleotide binding; oxidoreductase activity, acting on CH-OH group of donors. The coding region runs from base 120 to 1754 and encodes 544 amino acids. NCBI's taxonomy places the organism in Eukaryota, Viridiplantae, Streptophyta, Magnoliopsida, Asterales, Asteraceae. The record is from RefSeq and is a predicted model, not a curated record.
AGCAGUUUACUGAAUUCCAGUCCACACGCAUCUGUCGGAAUUCGACAAGUUGUGUUUUGGAUUUUCUUGAAUAGGUUUCGCACAAACCCAAGAAAUAUUGAAGCUGAACGACUGUUUGGAUGGGCUUUUUGUCAUGGAGAAUGGUCAUAUCUGCUCUCGUAACCAUUCUCUUCUUCCAUGAGCCAUGCCUCGCUGAAAUACCUCCGAGCUAUACAUUCAUACAUGAAGCAACAAAAGCACCAAAGAUUUCAUUCUACGACUACAUAGUCAUUGGUGGAGGCACCGCCGGAAUCCCAAUCGCCACCACCCUCUCUGAAAGCUACUCAGUUCUACUGCUAGAACGUGGUGGCUCACCCUACGGCAAUCCGAACAUCACAGAAAUUGGCAACUUUGGUUCAACUUUUAGAGAUUCCUCCCCUAAUUCUCCCUCUCAGCGGUUUGUUUCAGAGGAUGGCGUUGUAAACGUACGUGGAAAAGUCUUGGGUGGUGGUACCGCAAUUAACGCAGGAAUUUACUCCCGUGGUGAAGGAAAGUUCAAAAACGAAGCGCGAUUAAUGGAUGAUGAUUUGAUCGGUAAGUCUUACGGGUGGGUGGAAAAGGUGAUGGUUUUUAAGCCGGUGAUGGGGAGGUGGCAAUCGGCGAUGAGAGGUGCACUUAUUGAAGCUGGGGUAACACCAGAUAAUGGUUUUAGUUAUGAUCAUAUCAUUGGAACUAAAGUUACUGGUACCAUUUUUGAUCAAAAUGGGACGAGACAUACUGCAGCAGAUUUGCUACGUUAUGCAAACCCUAAAGGGUUGUCUCUUCUUCUACAUGCAACUGUUCACAAAAUCUUGUUCAAGACGAAUGGGAAAUCGAAGCCAACAGCUUAUGGAGUGGUAUUUCAAGAUUCAUUAGGAAAUAAGCAUAGAGCAUAUCUAAAAGGUGACCAGAAGGAUGAAAUCAUACUGUCUGCUGGUUCUCUUGGGAGCCCACAGCUUUUGAUGUUGAGUGGCAUUGGUCCAAAAGACCAACUUGAUGCCCAUAAGAUCAAAGUCGUGCAUCAACACCCCUUUGUUGGUCAAGGCAUGGCGGAUAACCCGCUAAGUACGAUCUUCGUCCCUUCUCCCAUUCCUGUCGAGCCAUCAGGUGUUCAAGUUGUCGGUAUAACUCGGUUUGGAAGCUACAUCGAAGGAGCUAGUAGCGUUAACUUUAUCUUUGCAAGUCCUUCAGACUACCAAGGGUUUUCUUAUGAGGUGGGUGGAUUUAUAUUUGAGAAAAUAAACGGCCCGAUCUCUCAUGGAGAAUUGAAGCUUCAAAACCUAGAUCCAUCUGCCAACCCAUCCGUGACAUUCAACUACUAUAAAGAACCUAAAGACUUGCAAAAAUGCGUUGGUGGAGUUAAAACCAUCCUAACAGCAGUUGAAUCAAAGGCAUUCUCGAAGUUCAAAUAUAGAAAUAUGACAGCCCAAGAUAUUCUUGACCUAAACGCGAAACUACCAACAAACUUGCCGAUAGACGCAAAGACAAGUUCAUCAUUCGAACAAUUUUGCAAGGACACUGUAAAGACGCUAUGGCAUUAUCAUGGUGGGUGUCAGAUUGGUAAGGUCGUCGACCAUGAAUAUAAGGUUUUUGGCGUGGACGGCCUUCGAGUUAUUGAUGGAUCGACUAUACUUAACUCUCCGGGAACUAAUCCACAAGCGAGCAUUUUGAUGCUUGGAAGGUACAUGGGAGUUACCAUACUACGACAACGACUUGCAAGUGACAAAUCACGAUAAGGAUUUACAAUCGCAACUUCUUUUUCGCGUAGAUAAAUUGUUCGUUUAUAUAUGCUACAUGGAAGUUUACUUUGUCACACAUUAAUUUUGUAUGUAACAUAUUACAAAUAAUAAUAAUUAAU